Messenger RNA from Nycticebus coucang (slow loris), 1883 nucleotides. RefSeq names its product coenzyme Q3, methyltransferase (gene COQ3). NCBI's taxonomy places the organism in Eukaryota, Metazoa, Chordata, Mammalia, Primates, Lorisidae. Gene Ontology annotation, biological process: ubiquinone biosynthetic process. The transcript is spliced from 8 exons. Gene Ontology annotation, molecular function: 2-methoxy-6-polyprenyl-1,4-benzoquinol methyltransferase activity. The record is from RefSeq and is a predicted model, not a curated record. Bases 16 to 1263 code for a protein of 415 amino acids.
UGGCCGGGAGAGUGCAUGCCGCGGGCAGCCUCUGUGUGUCCUGCGACCUGCUUCAUUUUGGUUGAACUGUUUGCCCGAGAAGCUGGCGACCGGUCUGUAUCCCUGAGUCUCAAGGUCAUGCUUCCUCCCUUCUCCAGCACGAGGAAGAUCACACGUCUCUCAGAGUCAUUCGUAGCUUGGUUGGCACUCACAGUCCCUGGGCUGUGGUUUUGGACAACUGAUGCAUAUAAAGAACUUGAAGAGAGCUGUGAUGAUCUAGUUUAUUCAAAGAAUCCGCUCUGUUGGAGUCUACAAAUUAAACCAAGAGUUUUCAACGAAUAUAGAGCCAUGUGGUUCAAAUCCUGUAGGAGGACCUUUUCCUGUUUGAAUAGAAUGAAAAAGUACAGGUACCCUUGGACAAGACUGUACAGUACCUCACAUACCACUGUGGACAGCAGUGAGAUAAAAACCUUCCAGGUCCUGGCUCACAAGUGGUGGGACGAGCAAGGCGUGUAUGCGCCUCUUCAUUCUAUGAAUGACUUGAGGGUGCCAUUUAUUAGAGACAAUCUUUUGAAAACAAUUCCUGAUCAUCAGCCAGGAAAACCUUUGUCUAGGAUGAAGAUUCUCGAUGUUGGCUGUGGUGGUGGAUUGUUAACUGAACCUCUAGGUAGGCUUGGGGCUUCAGUUAUUGGAAUCGAUCCUGUGGAUGAGAACAUUAAAACAGCACAGUGCCAUAAAUCAUUUGAUCCAGUCCUGGAUAAAAGGAUAGAGUACAGAGCCUGUUCCCUUGAAGAGAUUGUGGAAGAGACUACAGAAACAUUUGAUGCUGUUGUAGCUUCUGAAGUUGUAGAGCACGUGAUUGACCUAGAAACAUUUUUACAGUGCUGCUGUCAAGUGUUGAAACCCAGUGGCUCUUUAUUCAUCACUACAAUCAACAAAACACAACUGUCCUAUGCCUUGGGAAUUGUUUUUUCAGAGCAAAUUGCAGGUAUUGUACCAAAGGGUACUCAUACUUGGGAGAAGUUUGUUUCACCCGAAAAGCUAGAGAGCAUUCUGGAACCAAAUGGUCUGUCAGUUCAGACUGUGGCAGGAAUGCUUUAUAAUCCCUUCUCUGGUUACUGGCAUUGGAGUGAAAAUACCAGCAUUAACUAUGCAGCUCAUGCUGUGAAAUCCAGGGUACAGGACCAGCCAGUGCCUGCUGAAUCUAUUCUAAUGGAAGGAACAGAAGAGCUUCAAGCUAAUGGCCACACCAGCCCAGGUGUGCAUGAAGAGCUGAAGAGAUAAAUUGUUUAUGGAGAUUAUAGUGAUAUAUGGCUUGAAAGUCAGUUAUUUACAAAUAUAGUAAUUUAUCCACCAAGAGAGAAUCAUGAAGAAAAAGACAAUAAAAAGGGCUAAAAGCUUGAACAAAAGUUUUUAUUAUUUCAUCUAAUGGCUGCUUUCAAGAGAUCCUGUGGGUAAAAAAUUUUACCGUUUUGUGUGAUCUAGGAGUUUAAGUUCCUCAGACUUAACUAUGUGCUGGAUUUGGAUUCAAACAUUAAGAAGUUCAGAUUAUGUUGGACAUGCUGGUAUAUAUAGUUCCUUAAAUGGUGUGGGGUUUUUUUUUAACUCAGUUUUUCUUUUCCUUUUCCUUUUCCCUCUCCUCUCCUCUCCUGCUGGCGCUGUAACCACUGUGCUAUGGGCACCGAGCCUAGAAGAUAAAUUUUAACUUCAGUUGCUACUAGAUAAUUAGAGGGCUAAAAAUUAGGAGUUCCCACUGGCCAUCAUUUAAAAGUUUGAUUCUUAGUCUGAAUUCCAGUAGUUUAAUUAGUAAAACAAAGCUUCCUCUGUUGGAAGAAAAUGUGUUGAUAUUGAAGAUUAAUCUAAGAAAUGGUAUAAUGGAAUUGUUUAAAAGGCAUAUCCCCCCC